AAACAUUGAGCGCCAAAAUGUCCAACUAGUAGUUCGAAUCUUUAAUGAAUUUAUAGUCAAAGCCUUGUUGGAGUUUGGGGAGAAACAAUCCUUAAAUUAUUAUCAAGGAACUGCUGCAUUUAUAGAAAUAAUUCUUCGCUGGUGGUGGGUGGAAAAUGUGAAAUCUUCUGAUAAGGGUAUAAGACUAAAAAAUGUAUAUAUGUAUCCUCUUACAAGCUUACCCAAGGAUGAGAGAAGGUGUUUUUUAAAACAGUUCAUUGAUUGGCUUGAUGUGUGA
Molecule: messenger RNA, 277 nt
Organism: Parasteatoda tepidariorum (common house spider)
Lineage: Eukaryota; Metazoa; Arthropoda; Arachnida; Araneae; Theridiidae
Source: RefSeq, a predicted model, not a curated record